Scomber scombrus (Atlantic mackerel) is the source of this 2420-nucleotide messenger RNA. It is a transcript of the gene slc25a33, whose product is annotated as solute carrier family 25 member 33. Lineage: Eukaryota; Metazoa; Chordata; Actinopteri; Scombriformes; Scombridae. The coding region runs from base 156 to 1097 and encodes 313 amino acids. Gene Ontology annotation, cellular component: mitochondrial membrane; mitochondrion. The transcript is spliced from 7 exons. The record is from RefSeq and is a predicted model, not a curated record. Gene Ontology annotation, molecular function: pyrimidine nucleotide transmembrane transporter activity. Gene Ontology annotation, biological process: pyrimidine nucleotide import into mitochondrion; mitochondrial transport.
GUCGGUCCGCCGCUCGGCCCCGCGCUGACACGCCAGACCAGCAGUACACACACCUUAUGAACCGUCGCUCUGUCGGUCCUCUUUGAUACAGACGUGAUUUUAUCAGACUCGCAUAAGAAGAAGAGUAUGGUGGCUGCUUGAAAAGAGAAGCAAAGAUGGCACAGAAAGACACACUGCUGCAUCUCUUCGCUGGAGGAUGUAGUGGUACAGUGGGAGCCAUUGUGACCUGCCCACUGGAGGUGUUAAAGACACGGUUGCAGUCUUCUGGAUUCACUCUCCGGCCCGUCUUCCAGGUCCAGCUAGGCACCCUGAGUGGUACGGGUGUCAUCCGACCGGGAACUGUUACCCCGGGGUUGCUACAGGUCCUGAGAUCGAUUCUAGAAAAAGAGGGACCAAGAUCACUCUUCCGUGGUCUGGGGCCAAACCUUGUCGGUGUGGCUCCCUCAAGAGCCAUUUACUUUGCUGCUUACUCAAAAUCUAAAGAGUUAUUCAAUGGGCUGUUCGUUCCUAAUAGCGGUCCGGUGCACAUGUCCUCUGCUGGUGUUGCAGCUUUCGUCACUAAUUCUCUGAUGAACCCCAUCUGGAUGGUCAAGACCAGAAUGCAGCUGGAGAAAAAAGCCAGAGGAGAGAAGAAGAUGAACGCACUGCAGUGUGCCCGCUAUGUUUACAGAACGGAAGGCGUCCGAGGCUUCUACCGAGGCCUUACUGCAUCGUACGCUGGCAUCUCGGAGACUAUGAUCUGCUUCCUCAUCUACGAGACACUAAAGAAAAACCUCGCCAAGAGCCAGUUCACCUCACCAAACAAUGAAAAGGAGAAAGGAGCAUCGGACUUCCUGGGUCUGAUGAUGGCAGCUGCUUUUUCAAAGGGUUGUGCCUCCUGCAUAGCCUACCCACACGAGGUUAUUCGGACAAGGCUGCGUGAGGAAGGCAGCAAGUACAAGUAUUUCUUCCAGACAGGGAGGUUAAUAGCAGUGGAGGAAGGCUAUGCAGCUUUUUAUAGAGGACUCAUUCCACAGCUAAUUAGACAAAUCCCUAACACAGCCAUCGUCCUCUCCACAUAUGAACUCCUCGUCCAUCUGCUGGGAGACUCCAAGUGAGGAUGUGUUUGAACGUCAGGUAUUCCGGAAAGACGGAUGCCACACAAAGCCCAAGGCACGCUGAGCAACAGACUUUUGAAAAUGCAGUACAUACAUUUUUCAGUGUGGUGCUAAAGGGACUUUUCAAAUUCAAAAGUGUACUGUUAUCCAAAGAGCUAAGCACAUUGUUUUACUGAAAGCUUGUCAUUAGGAGUUUAUCAAAAAUAACGUAAGAAGUCCUGGUUCUUAUUAAAAACUCCUUACCUGUGAAAAAAGGUCAUCUUCUUAGAGGACUAGUGUUAAGUUAACUAAAUUAUUUUAUGUUUUGUUAUUUUAUGACAGUGUUUGUUUCCUUUUUAUCAAUGUUUAAUGUACCAAGACACAUGACUGGUUUAGUUAAUGAAGGGAAGUAAUUCAGAAGAAGUGCUAGAAAUAGUGCUGUUUCCUGCAUUGUGAAGACCAUACAGACCAUUUUGACUGGUGUACUUUCACAAAUACAACGUGCUGGUUUUGAAGUUUGAAUUAAAGAGAAAUUUAUCAUAUUUUUCAUUAAUAUAAAUAUCUAUAUCUAUAGAUAUAUAUACACACAAACACAUAUAUAUAUAUAUAUAUAUAUAUAUAUAUACAUACAUACACACACACACACACACACACAGGCUUAUCUGUAUGUUUUCUUUGUGAGAUAAUCUUUUACAAUAAGAUGAGAACUUUGAUGCUUAUUUGACCAGUGGCUCAAUAAAAUGCAUCAAGAAACAACAUUAGUCGGUGGUUGACCCAAACGCUGACGUAAUUAUUCUGUUAAUGCACGAAUCUGCCUUUAAUGUAUAGGAAACUAAAAGACACACGAGGGAUGUUGCAUUGUACAAGCAUGGUUAAACAGAAAUCACAGGAUAUAUCAGGGACUAUUUGGCUGGUUCUGUAAAGUCCAAAUAUUCUGAUGAAUUAAUUUAAUUAAGGCUUUGUACCUGGUGAUCCCCUCUAAAUGUGGUUGAAAAUAUAUUUGAGAUCAACAUGGCUGAGAAGUUCUUUGUUUUUUUUCCUUAAGGAUCUCAAAUGUAUUUUACGUUCUGGGACUAUUCUUAAUUUCACCAGGAAAAGGUGUAAGCUCAGUGCCUGAAAUGUGCAGUAAAUGCUCUCCUUAACUCUAUAUAAGGAAAGUAGAAGAUAAGGUAGUGUUUUCAUGCUAUGACUGAACGUCAAGGUGUUGUCCUAUCGUUUUCUUCCAUGUACUGUAAGUUGUGUUUGUUUUUUGUUCAGUAAUGCCUGCUUCACUUAUAGUUACAGAUCUGGAAACAAGUCUUCCACUGUCUCCAAAUAUCAUGGCUAUAAAAAAAUAUGCAACUA